Molecule: messenger RNA, 2708 nt
Organism: Mercurialis annua (annual mercury)
Lineage: Eukaryota; Viridiplantae; Streptophyta; Magnoliopsida; Malpighiales; Euphorbiaceae
Product: DEAD-box ATP-dependent RNA helicase 13
Exons: 15
Coding region: 71-2473 (800 amino acids)
Cellular component (GO): nucleolus
Molecular function (GO): ATP binding; nucleic acid binding; RNA helicase activity
Source: RefSeq, a predicted model, not a curated record
UAGCCUGCGUCUUGUCUUUCUUGUCCAAGUUUAAAAAAACUCGCGACACAAGCAGCAGCUGAGUGUAACAAUGGCCGCCAAUACAGCACCGCCGCAACCAUUACCCGCCUCCAACAAAAAGGCGAAAUUAGCGAGAAAGAGAAAGAGAAGCUAUGAAGACUCAGGACUCGAACGAUUUGACUCGCUCCCUUGGAACUCAUCUCUAACUGAAGACGAUCACUUCUCUGGCUUCAUUAGUUCUCAUGACCUUGAAGGAGGUUUUCUUUCGCUCGAAGAGAUCGAUGAGGCGGAUUACGGUUUAGAAAUUCCUAAACCGGAGAAAGUGAAGCAAGAAAAGAAAUUGAAAUUGAAGAAAAAUAAGCAUGCUGAUGCUGAUGAUAGCAUUGAUGAGAAAAUAGAGGAGGAAGAUACUCGAGAGGACGACAAAAAGAAAAAGAAGAGAAAGAAGAAGAAGAAGAAUAAAACGAAAAAGGCGGAUGAAAUCCAAAAAAUCGAGGAAACUCCAGCUGUUUGCAGUGAUAAGAAUGAUUCUGAUGGAGAGUCUGUUGAUGAGGAUGAAUUUUAUGCAUGGAAUGAGCUGAGACUUCAUCCUUUGCUAAUGAAAUCGAUAUACAAACUCGGGUUCAAGGAACCGACAUUAAUACAAAAGGCUUGUAUUCCUCCUGCAGCUCAUCAAGGAAAGGAUGUUAUUGGUGCUGCGGAGACUGGUUCUGGGAAGACACUUGCUUUUGGUUUACCUAUUUUGCAACGUCUUUUGGAAGAAAGAGAAAAGGCUGCAAAUUAUGUCGACGAAAUGGAAAAUGAAGCUCAAAAGUUUGCUCCAACUGGCCUUCUGCGGGCACUCAUUAUCACGCCAACUAGGGAGCUUGCACUUCAGGUUACAGAUCAUCUGAAGGCAGCAGCUAAGGGUAUUAACAUUAAGAUGAUGACUAUUGUUGGUGGAAUGUCAACGGAGAAACAGGAAAGACUUUUGAAAGGAAGGCCUGAGAUUAUUGUUGGAACUCCUGGUCGUCUUUGGGAACUUAUGUCAGGAGGAGAAAGUCAUCUUAUUGAGUUGCAUUCAUUGUCUUUCUUCGUGCUGGAUGAGGCUGAUAGAAUGAUUGAAAAUGGACAUUUUCGUGAGUUGCAGUCAAUAAUUGACAUGCUGCCCAUGGCCAGUGGCUCUGUAGAUGGGAAAUCUCCAGACACGCAGAAUUGUGUGACUCGCUCAAGCUUGCAAAGAAAGAAAAGGCAAACUUUUGUUUUUUCUGCAACAAUAGCAUUAUCUGCUGAUUUUCGCAAGAAGCUAAAGCGUGGUAUGCUAAAACAAAAGCAAUCAGGUCCUGAAGGAUUGAAUUCCAUAGAAAAUCUCUCUGAACGUGCAGGAAUGAGGCCUAAUGCUGCCAUCAUUGAUUUGACAAAUGCAUCAAUUUUGGCACAUAAGCUUGAGGAAUCUUUUAUUGACUGCCAAGAAGACGACAAAGAUGCAUACCUGUACUACAUAUUGAGUGUUCAUGGACAAGGUCGCACAAUCGUUUUCUGUACAUCAAUUGCAGCUUUGCGCCAUAUUUCUUCCAUAUUGCGAAUUCUUGGCGUAAAUGUUUGCACACUUCAUGCUCAAAUGCAGCAGCGAGCUCGAUUGAAGGCAAUUGACCGUUUCCGUUCAAAUGAACAUUGUAUACUUGUUGCCACUGAUGUUGCUGCUAGAGGACUUGAUAUUCCUGGUGUGCGAACUGUAGUUCAUUAUCAGCUCCCGCAUUCAGCUGAAGUUUAUGUUCACCGAAGUGGAAGAACUGCUAGAGCUUUAACCGAUGGAUGCAGUAUUGCUCUGAUCUCUCCAAGUGAGAGCUCAAAAUUUGUCUCUUUAUGCAAAUCGUUUUCAAAGGAAAGUUUUCAAAGAUUUCCUUUUGAGGAAUCAUACAUGUCUGAGGUGAUGAAGCGAUUAUCUCUGGCACGCCAAAUAGACAAGAUUACGCGAUUAGACUCACAGGAGAAGGCAAAAAAAAGUUGGUUCGAACGAAAUGCAGAAUCGAUCGAGUUAAUUUUAGAGAAGGAUGACAGCGAGGAUGAAAGAGCCAACAGCCAUAAGCAAAAGAAAAUUACCUCCACACAAUUGAACAAGUUACAGCAGGAGCUAAAUACUUUGCUUUCACGUCCGUUACAGCCAAAGUCAUUUUCACAUCGCUAUUUGGCAGGGUCUGGUGUUUCGCCCCUCUUGCAACAUCAACUAGAAGAAUUAGCUAGACAAAAGCUGGGUAACGGUGUAAACUCAAGGGACAAUAAACGAAGGAAGUUGUUGGUUAUUGGUCAGGCUUGUGUGGAGCCUCUGCAGGCACUCCGAAAUGCUGGGCAUGAGGUUCGAAUGGAUGUGAAAGAGAUGGCAGACAAACGAAAAAGUAUCGAAAACUUAAGAAGGAAAAGGAAAGACGAGAAGAAAAGAUUACGAGAUCAACGGAGAAACAAGAAGAAAAUGUUAGCAGGAGGCAAUGAAUAGAAUGGCUUGUUGAAAUAUUCUGGUGAGAGGGAGUCUAAGCAAAUAUGCAGCAAGGUGUUGGCACUGAAAUAUAAGUGGUGAGAUUCAUAAAUGGCUAAGUUGUGGUUUGGUAUAAACUAUAGGGACUUAUCCGAUAUUUUUUUUCCCUAUUGCAAUAUGAGCGGUGGAAUUUCGGAAGUCAGCAUUUGUAUUUAAUUCUCUUUGACAUUUUAUUAGUUGACAAUGAUUCUGAUUA